Leptopilina heterotoma is the source of this 1997-nucleotide messenger RNA. It is a transcript of the gene Ada2b, whose product is annotated as transcriptional adapter 2B. Gene Ontology annotation, biological process: chromatin remodeling; regulation of transcription by RNA polymerase II. The coding region runs from base 202 to 1662 and encodes 486 amino acids. Lineage: Eukaryota; Metazoa; Arthropoda; Insecta; Hymenoptera; Figitidae. Gene Ontology annotation, molecular function: zinc ion binding; chromatin binding; transcription coactivator activity. The transcript has 10 exons. The record is from RefSeq and is a predicted model, not a curated record. Gene Ontology annotation, cellular component: nucleus; SAGA-type complex.
ACUUGUGUUCAAGAAUUUAUCGUCGUAAACAACAUUUUUUUUUCCAAUAUACACACCACCAUUUCCGUGAAACUGUUAACUUCGGAAAUCAAGCGGAAUCGCACGUUAAAAUAAAGCUUUCAGUGCUUAAUUUCACAUUCUCGAUUAUGCGGUGACGUCAUCGUAAAUCGUUCUUGAAAGAACGCUAAAACCAGGACAAAAAUGGCGGAUCUCUACGCAACUUAUAAAUGCACUUAUUGUCAAGAAGACAUCUCAGGAUUGCGGAUCAAAUGUGCAGAAUGCACUGAUUUCGACCUAUGUUUGCAGUGCUUUUCAUCGGGCUCGGAAAUCGGUCCCCACAAAAAUGAUCACGCUUAUCAAUUUAUGGACUCGGGGACAGUUAGUUUAUUCAAUGGCCGAGGUAACUGGACAGCGAGGGAAGAAUUACGAUUAUUGGACGCGAUCGAGCAAUUUGGUUUCGGAAAUUGGGAAGAUAUCAGUAAACAUAUCGAAACACGUACUCCGGAAGAGGCGAAAGAAGAAUACAUAGCCAGGUAUUUAGACGGAAACAUAGGAAAGCACACAUGGCCUUCAACGGAGAUUUAUAAACCAAAUCUAACCGAUCAAACAAAUUCUGACCACGGGCCUUUAUCACCUGACGUCACUUCACGUCUGCCUCCAUUAGACAUAACAAAAGAGGAAGCCGCACAACUUGGUUACAUGCCACAACGAGAUGAUUUCGAAUGGGACUACAAUCACGAAGCUGAAUCUCUCGUUUCAUCAUUGUUUUUAAAUCCAACUGAGGAUGACGAUCUUGACAUUGCCCUAAAGCUCGCACAAGUCGAUAUGUAUACAAAUAAUCUCAGGGAAAGAGCGAGAAGAAAACGUGUCGUUCGUGAUUAUCAAUUAGUUUCAGCGUUUUUUUCUUCCUCGCGAAAAGAACGUGGUGUCAAGAGGAAACGAACAAAGGAGGAUAAAGACUUUAGAGAGCGAAUGAGGGUGUUUGCGCAAUUUUACACUGCCCAGGAAUACGAGCAAUUUCUUGCGAAUCUUGAACGUGAACGUGAAUUACGCUUAAGACUCUCGGAAUUGCAUCGUUAUAGAGAGAAUGGCGUUACAAAACAUGAGGAAUGCGCACAUUUUGAGCAAGUUAUCUUGCAAUCACAGGGACAAACUGACGUUGAUCAUUGGUCAGAUAAAAAAUCUGGCAGCAGUGGGCCGUCCACAACAAUUCACCGUCAAACCUCAAGAAAAAGAGAAGAAGAAAAAAGCUCCUCUUUCAUCGACCGAAAGUCCAUGUCAAGAGAAUCAGCCAGCACCAGCUCAUUAAUCAGUCACAAUCGGACGACGACUCCAGCCAAUCAGUGGGUGGAGCAGGAUAACAAUCGGUCAUAUUCCGCUUUAAAUUACGAUGCAGAGAGGGACUUUAUGAAUUCGGGCAAAAAUGAGGAUUCAGAGGAGCGCGAUGUCGAGGCAGAGGCUGCCUCUCAUCUACUCACUAAACAAGAGAAAACACUUUGUCUUCAACUCGAUUUAAAACCAACACAGUAUUUGACGCAGAAAACAAUUUUACUUCAGGAAUAUUUGACUGGCAAUAGAAAAUCGAAUAUUGUCCCGCAAUCGGAACCCGAGAGCAAAAUCCUCCAUUAUUUGGUUGCCAACGGCUGGAUCGCUGCCAACUGAUUGCUUGAAUUCGUUUUAAGUUUGCCUCUAAGUCAACCUCUGUGUAUCGACAGCUAAGUCUUUAUUAUCUUUAAGAAGAAAAAAUUGAAACACAAAAAAAAAUAUUAUAUCUCUAAAAUUUUAAUAUCUCUGAAUUAUGGAGCAGUCGAAAAAAAAAUCUAGAUUUUUAUUGAUAAUUUUACCAAAGAGAAAUACACAAGAAGAAAGAUUAGAAGAAUAAAAAAAGAACAUUCACUGAAACUAUUUUCAAUUAAAAUUUCCAAAAAAAAGUUUCUCUAAUUCCAAAACAUGAAUUUAGAAUAAAAAUUAAUUGAAAAAUAAACUUAAUGAUAAUU